AUGAAGAUUCUCAGCUUGAACUUUUUGACUUGCGCGGUCAAGGCCUGCAAGUCCUCGGCGGCCUCGUUCCCCCUCCACCCCAAGGACGCGGAGCUGGUGCAGGACGACGUCGAGGUCAAUCCCCAGCUCCUGCUCAACGUCCUGCCCCGCUUAGAUUGGACCGCGCUGCGAACGAACGCGACUGAGGACGGCAACGGCAGAUGGGUGCUGACAUACUCACAAAAGCUGGGCUUCCCUGAACUGCCUUCCGAGGCCCCCUCGGCGGAACAGCUCGAGGGCGACGACAAGAUGCUCAAGGACCUGCACCACCUGCUCAUGGAGACGCAGAUCAUGGAGGGCAAGCUUGUCUGCGGCAAUUGCGGGCAUGAGUACGCCAUCCGCGAGGGCAUCGCCAACUUCUUGCUGCCGAGUCAUCUGGUUUAG
Messenger RNA from Colletotrichum higginsianum IMI 349063, 423 nucleotides. Its product is annotated as Adomet-dependent trna methyltransferase complex subunit. Gene Ontology annotation, molecular function: protein heterodimerization activity. The transcript is spliced from 2 exons. NCBI's taxonomy places the organism in Eukaryota, Fungi, Ascomycota, Sordariomycetes, Glomerellales, Glomerellaceae. Gene Ontology annotation, biological process: peptidyl-glutamine methylation; tRNA methylation; rRNA (guanine-N7)-methylation. Bases 1 to 423 code for a protein of 140 amino acids. The record is from RefSeq and is a predicted model, not a curated record.